UGAUAAAAAAAUUGGACCGAAGGUCGCCGCCGCAGCUCCCCUCCAAAGACACCAUGAAAUUAAACUCCCUCUCCUCAUUAUCGUCCGACUCCGCCUCCAUCGUUGCCGGUAACCAUCCUUCUCUUCUCCAUCGUCGUCCUCCUCCCUCUUGUCGUCCUCCUCCGGCACCGCAAACUCGAGAUCGAAAAAGGGACCACCGUCGCUGACAUCGCUGCUUGUCGUCGGUUUCGGUCGACAGGUCGAGGACAGACGUGGCGAUGGUGGUAGUGGUGGAGGUGGCGGUGAUGCAGGCGGCGUGGGUGGAGAUCUUCACAACGCUAAACAAGACGAAGAAGGAGACGUCGGCGGAGUUGGAGCAGAAGCUCGCCAAGGGACGGAAGCGAGUGGAGACGGAGCUCACCGAGGCACUCCAGAAUCUGAAGAAGCAGAAUAAGGAUACCAUCAAGGCCCUGGACUCCCAGAUCGCCGCCCUCAGCGACGAGAUCGCCAAGAAAGUCCUCCCCACCGCCUGACAGGUGUUUGAUUGUUUGUUUGCUGCUACUCCCCCCUUCUACUUAUUACCUCUUCUUAUCUCUCUCCUUUCUCCCCUUUUCUCAGUAUCAUCCUCUUGCUCCCCUCAAUUCUUGUUCGUAUAAUCUAUUGCUAUUUGGAAAUAUGAAGUCAAAUUGCAAGGGGAUUUAAUGAUGAAAAAUCCGAUUUGCAAGUCUCGGGAUUCAAUGAUGUUACCAUAAAAAAAAUUCGGAGAGAGGUAUCCUGUGUUCGCUGGGCUGUCACCGGAAGCAUUACAGCAUCCCUCUGGAAAUGCCUCGUCU
Messenger RNA from Elaeis guineensis (African oil palm), 812 nucleotides. The record is from RefSeq and is a predicted model, not a curated record. NCBI's taxonomy places the organism in Eukaryota, Viridiplantae, Streptophyta, Magnoliopsida, Arecales, Arecaceae.